This is a messenger RNA of Cyphomyrmex costatus, 9502 nucleotides long. It is a transcript of the gene trio, whose product is annotated as trio Rho guanine nucleotide exchange factor. Gene Ontology annotation, biological process: protein phosphorylation. Gene Ontology annotation, cellular component: cytoplasm; extrinsic component of membrane. Lineage: Eukaryota; Metazoa; Arthropoda; Insecta; Hymenoptera; Formicidae. Bases 289 to 9411 code for a protein of 3040 amino acids. The transcript is spliced from 28 exons. Gene Ontology annotation, molecular function: protein binding; guanyl-nucleotide exchange factor activity; ATP binding. The record is from RefSeq and is a predicted model, not a curated record.
UUGGCUGUGUGAAUCAGUGUGAUUUGGUGAACGAAGAGUGUAAAUUGAAGUUGUAUAUGGAAGCUCGUUAUUGGAACAUGGCAGUGAUCGAGUGAUGAUUUCGGGACUUCACUCUUGUGACAGUUGGGAUAUUUUCCGUGAUUUCUGACACCGAUGAAACGACAAUAUGAACGGCUGGCCCGACGUACCAACUCGGACCCGCUGAUACACAGACGGAAAACAAAAACGCUUGGGUCGUCGUGAACGAGUUUUCUACAGAUCAUGUCCGUUUAAUAAAACGAGAGGAUAAUGGAUGGAACACGAGCAGCGGAAGUAUUGCCAUUGCUGCAAGAACGUUUGGCAAUACUACCAGGUGGAAGGGAUCGUAGGGGAGGACCUGUGCUUCUUUUUCCAAGCACACCGAGACGCGAACGUGCAAAACCUGAGGAUUACAGACGUCUUCUACAAUAUCUGUUUGCUAUCCCGAGUGAUGAAGCCAGGGGCUUGCGAUUUACCGUGAUUGUGGAUAUGCGUGGUACAACGUGGGACUCGGUCAAACCAAUUUUGAAGGUGUUACACGAGCAUUUUCAUCGUAUAGUUCAUGUAGCUUUUCUUAUUAAACCAGAGAACUUUUGGCAGAAACAGAGAACUUCGUUGGGUAAACAGAAGAAGUAUAAUUUUGAGAUUAAUACAAUCAGCUUAGAGGCUCUUGUAAAGGUUAUAGAUCCUUCUCAGCUCACUGCAGAUUUAGAUGGAUCCUUGCAAUAUGAUCAUGCUCAGUGGAUCGAUACUAGAUUAGUUGUAGAAGAUUUUACAUGGCAGGCAGCAGAUCUUCUCGAUCGAUUAGAUGACUUGCAAGAGGAUCUCAGUCGAAAUGACUUCGCUGACGAUGUUGCAGGGGCUAAGCAUGGAAUUGAUCUACAUAAUGAGAUGAAAAAAAAGAUCAUGAAAGUUCCAGUGGAAGAUAUCGAAGUUGUUGGACAACGCUUGCUUCAGCGAUUUAACAAUGACGCAACAGCAACCAGUGGAGAAGGAGGAAGUAUUGACUGUGGCGCGGCAAGUUGCGCAGAUUCUGAUGGACAAGCACUGGCUACCUUAGUUAUUCAACAUUUGGAUUCCGUGCACGCUGCGCAACAACAUCUAUUACAGUUAUGGCACAUCAAGAAGAUGAAAUUAGAUCAAUGUUUUCAGCUGCGAUUAUUCGAGCAAGAUUGCGAGAAAAUGUUUGAUUGGAUUUGUCACAACCGAGAAGCAUUUCUUACCAGUUACGUGGAGAUUGGCCGUUCGUAUCAGUUGGCCAAAAAUUUGCAGGAGGAACAUAAACAUUUUACAAUGAGCUCAAUGAAUGUUUACGUGAAUAUAAAUAAAAUUCUCACAAUGGCUGGCAAAUUGCUGGAGACACAACAUUAUGCGGCUGGGCAUGUACGAGCGGUGGCGGGACGCCUGGAUCAAGCUUGGAAGGAAUUUGCCGCAGGUCUCGAUGAACGUACCGCGGUACUUAGUUUAAGUGUAGUGUUUCAUCACAAAGCGGAACAGUAUGUCGAUAAUGUAACUGGCUGGAGUCAAGCGUGCGAGAUGAGUAAUCUACCCAGUGAAAUUCCAGUUCUUGAAUCUCACAUUCGUCAACACCAAACUCUUUAUGAAGCAAUGUGUCAAGCGUAUACAGAGGUGCAUAGUACCAGUAAGAAGCUUCUUUAUCAACUGGAUCAUCUUGUACAAGUCUGCAAUCAACCACAAGGAAUUGACUAUGUCGCCAGAAAACAUAGUCAAGAUGGACACAGUAUUGACAGUCACACCGGCACGAGUGGUAAUCCAGCAGCUGAUUAUAGCGAAGGCGCAUCUCAUGUAUUAGCUGUCAUUCAUCAGAUUCUGGGUCAUCACAGAGCAUUGGAAGCGCGCUGGCAUGCUCGCAAAGUCAAGUUGCAUCAACGACUUGCAUUAAAAUUAUUUCAAGAAGAUGUAAAACAAGUUCUCGACUGGCUGACUAAUCAUGGUGAAGUUUUCAUUAGGAAAAACACAGGCGUAGGUCGUAAUCUGCAGAAAGCACGCGUUUAUCAGAAAAGCCAUGAACAUUUUGAAAAUGUUGCUCAGAAUACUUACACAAAUGCAACUAAGCUUUUAACUGCUGCUGAAGAACUUGCUCAUACAGGGGAAUGUGCACCUGAUGAAAUAUAUGCAGUGGCACAAGAAUUGGAGGCUCACGUUAGUAGCUUCGCAGCAAGAGUCGAGCAACGGCGUCGCAGAUUAGAUCUGGCAGUGGUAUUUUAUACUCAUGAAAAGGAGCUCACCGGUUGGGUAGACGAGUUACGUCAGGAAUUGCAACAGGAUGAGGUUGCGGAAAAUCUGGAAACAGCGGAAAGGUUGUUGGAACAAUGUGCUCAGCAUAGAUCGUCCUGUCUUGAGGCGUGCGCUUCGACAAUAGCCCAGGGCGAAGCACUAUUGCAAGAAUUGCGCGAGGCAACCGACGCGCCCGACACAACCGGCUCAAUAUCGGCGGUGGAAUCAGCCUUGGAUAGAUUAGCAAGCUUGAGACAAGAAUUGGAAGACUUGUGGGCCACCAAAAAGCUGAGACUAGAACUGUGUCUACGAUUACGCGUCUUCGAGCGCGACGCAUUAGAGACUAGUGGUCAGCUGGAGAUGUGGACACAAGAGCUGCAGGGCCCACCGCGAGAAGGUUCUCCAGAACAGUUGCUGCGCGUGCACAACGAUGGAGUCGCCCAUAUGCAAAAUACCGCUUUCCAAAUUCUACAUCGUGGUCAAGAAUUGGCGCAAGUUUUGGAGGAAGCAGGGUUGUGUAUUAUGGCGGACGGUCAACAUAGUGCGGCAGCGCGGGUGCAGGUGCUUCUCGAGUUUUUAAAUGAGAGAGAACUGGAUGCAGAGGACCUCGCAGAAAUGCGAAGAGUACGGCUAGAGCAAGCUUCUCAAUUACUGCAACUGCAGACGGACGCUUCUCAUGUGAUUAAGUGGAUACGAAACGGUGAAUCGAUAUUAUUGGCUUCGCUGAGGAUACCAGACGAUUUUGAAGAUGCCGAUCAAUUAGGAAAGGAACACUAUCAUUUUCAACUUGCGAUAACAAAUACUCAUGCGUCUGCCGUACAAGUGAAGCAUAAAGCGGAUUCUUUGAUAAGCGGGAAUCAUUACGACCCUAAAAGUAUUAGGGAGGUCGCGGAGGAUGUUACCAAACGAUGGCAACAACUAGUGACCUGUGCGGAAGAACGACAUAAAUUAAUUACUGCCAGUUUAAACUUUUACAAAACAGUAGAUUCGGUACGUUCGGUUCUCGACAGUUUAGAACUGCAAUAUAACGUGGAUGACGAUUGGUGUGCCGAUGGAGAAAAAGCCUCCGGCAUACCGGCGAAUAUUACAAGACACCAGGAGCAAAAGGAAGCCUUUCUAAAAGCGUGCACGUUGGUACGACGAACCGGAGAAACGUUUUUAAAGUAUAUCAAUCGUAGUCUACAAUUUUAUAGUUACCACGCUAAUAGCGCUGGUUCCGCGAACAAAGUGAAAAAUAUUUUGGAGGAGUUAGUUAGUAAAGAAAACAAAGUGCUCGAAUAUUGGACUCAACGAAAGAAACGAUUAGAUCAAUGUCAUCAGUAUGUUCUGUUUGAACGUAGUGCAAAACAGGCUCUCGAGUGGAUAAAAGAAACUGGGGAAUUAUAUUUAGCGACGCAUACCAACGUCGGUAAGAAUCGCAUAGAAAAUGAACAACUAUUGCAAGAGCAUAUCGAGUUCAAGGGUGCAGCGAAGGAAACGAGAGAAAGAGUGAAAUUGUUGAUUCAACUCGCUGACAAUUUAGUCGAGAGGGGUCAUGCUCAUGCCGCGGCGAUCAAACAAGCUGUUGCCGAAGUCGAUCAACGAUACAAGGACUUUAGUGCGCGAAUGGAUUGCUACAAAACACAAAUCGAAGGCGAUCUAGGUAUUCAACCUGAUGAGGUGCAUAGAGAUCUCUCUAUCGAUCGGAAUUCGGAUCCAUUGCUGGAAGAGAAGAUCAAAGGUAAAGAUCUGAAAGAAUUAAACGAGGAGAAGAGAAGAUCUGCACGAAGGAAAGAAUUUAUUAUGGCUGAACUGUUACAAACUGAACGUACGUACGUGAAAGAUUUAGAAACUUGUAUCCGUUGCUUCCUCGACGAGACACGAUGCGGAAAGGGAAACGUUCCAAUGGGUUUACAAAGUCGGGAAACAAUCAUUUUUAGCAAUAUAGAGGAGAUACAUCAGUUUCACAGCAAUGUAUUUUUACGUGAGCUAGAAAAGUACGAAACCAUGCCAGAGGAUGUGGGACAUUGUUUUGUAGUGUGGGCACCGAAAUUUGACAUGUAUGUAACUUACUGUAAGAAUAAACCCGAGAGCAAUCAACUAUUAAUAACGCACAGUGGAACGUGGUUUGAGGAAUUGCAGAGAAAACAUAGAGUGGAACAUCCUAUCGCUGCAUAUCUAAUCAAACCUGUACAGAGAAUUACCAAAUAUCAGUUGUUACUGAAGGACUUACAGGCUUGUUGCCAAGAAGGACAGGGUGAAAUAAAAGAAGGAUUAGAAGUAAUGUUAAAUGUGCCUAAAAAAGCUAACGAUGCCUUACACUUAAGUCUACUAGAAGGUUGCGACGUUAGUAUAGAUGCGCUCGGUGAUGUUGUAUUGCAAGAUUCGUUCACAGUAUGGGACCCAAAACAGUUGAUCAGGAAAGGAAGAGAUCGUCAUAUAUUUCUUUUUGAAUUGUAUCUUCUCUUUACAAAGGAAGUAAAAGAUUCUGCAGGAAAGGUGAAGUACGUUUACAAAAAUCGUCUGUUGACCUCCGAAUUGGGCGUAACCGAACAUAUCGAAGGUGACGAAUGCAAAUUCGCGGUAUGGACAGGACGAGCACCGACCAGCGACACACGCGUAGUGUUGCGGGCGAACUCGAUGGACGCAAAACAGCUGUGGGUGAUGCGGUUACGCGAGGUGAUACAGGAAACCUUUUUGGGCAAGAAUAUGCCUAAGAGCCCCGCUAAAAAGAGCUCCAGUCAACGCUCUAGCAGAGAUCUGGAGGAGUGUGCAUCCUUGGACGAGAGUGUGGAGAAUCUCGACAGAAAUUCCUUGGCUUCCUUCGGUUCGACUAACACUACAGAUUCUGAUAAGACCGGAGUCGUCGAGAUGACGUGGGUGAUCGCUGAUCAUAUGGCCGCGCCAGGCUCCAAAGAGCUCAGCGUGACGAAGGGGCAGCAGGUCGAGGUGCUGGAGAACGGUAACGCGAACAUCAGCACCAGCAGCGGCAUGCCCAACACUGGCGAAUGGACCCUGGUGCGUCUGCCGCUUACACCCGGACAGGCCGAGCCAGCCGCGGAAGGUCUAGUUCCCACCAGCGCCCUGAAACAACCGCCAACCGCCUCCUGCAAAACUUCACCGUCCAGAAAAGCGUCCACGCAGCAACAACAGCAACAAUCGCAUCAGCAGCAUCAUCAUCACCAUCAUCAUCACCAGCCACAGCAGCAGCAGCAGCAGCAGCAGCAGCAAUCGUCACAUCAUCAUCCGUACCAUCAGCAGCAGAUCAAUCAAGCAAUCGUCCAAACGCAGCAAACUGCCGUCACGACUUCCGCCAACACGUUGCCACCGAUCUGCUGUAUAGCCGACAUCCCGUCGAUGACACAGCAAUCGUCCUCGUUGACCGCGCUGUCAUCCACCACAGUGCUGUCACUAAUGGAGGACGCGGAAAACGCUGGAAGCGUCGACGGCAGCGGGUCGGUAACUAGUACAAAUUCACCUGGCAACAAGAGGCGAGGUUUCAGCGGACGGAAGUGGCUCCCACCUUCUUUACGCAAACUUAGCCAAGGUAAAGUCGAGAAAACCAAUACAACCGCGCCGACGUCAUCACCUCCUUUGAUUGGGCCAUCUUUGAAGAAAAACGACUCGGACAAACGCUUUAAAUUACCGAGCGGCGUCGAACAUAAUCGGCGGCCUAGCAAGACGGCGUUCGAAGUGGAGGCUGAGGAAAUCUGCAAGGAGGAGGUGGAGGGCGGGGAACAGCAGGAGGUUGAGGUAGAUGUGGACGCGGAUGCGCACGUUACAGAGAGCGACGACACGGUGGUGACGAGUUUGCAGGAGCAAAACGGUGGCGAAGAUGCCGAUGACGAUUUGGAGCUUCCACCUCCGAUGAAGCCUAUAACCGAACCGAUACUUGUAGCAACUGCGAAUGGUCCAUCAGGAUCUACAAUACCAAGUGAAUUGCCCGGGAAACGAUCUGCUAGUCUGUCGGAACGUACAAAGAUUCUUGAUGGCGGCGCGACAACAGCCGAUCUUUCGGAGAUCGAGCAGAUCGUCAAGGAGAGAAUGGAGCAACAUACAGAAAAUCAGGAGAGGCACAGUCUUAUGCGCACCCCUAAUGGGAAAUCGUUAAGCAACGAGGAGGAAUAUUGUAACGCGAUCACUUCCGAGGAAUCAGAUCCGGAGAGUACCGCGAUCGCAAAGCGGCAAUUUGUUAUUCGCGAGCUGGUAGACACCGAGAGAGAUUACGUCAAUGACUUAAAGCAGAUAGUUGAAGGUUACAUGGCACUAAUGCGAAAUCCCGAGUGCGAGAUUCCCUUACCAGAAGAUCUACGCGCUGGAAAAGAUAAGAUGGUUUUCGGUAACAUAGAAGCUAUCUAUGAGUGGCACAGAGAUUUUUUCCUCAAAGCUUUAGAACGUUGUUUAGAACGUCCUGAAGAGCUCGGACCUCUUUUUAAACGUUACGAACGAAAGUUGCACAUGUACGUGGUUUAUUGUCAGAACAAGCCCGUUUCGGAAUACAUUGUGUCCGAAUAUAUAGAUGCUUAUUUUGAGGAACUUAGGCAAAAACUUGGGCAUCGUUUGCAACUCUGCGAUUUGCUGAUCAAGCCUGUACAAAGGAUUACAAAAUAUCAACUUCUUCUACGGGAGGCACUUCGCCUCACUGAACGAACUCAAAGGUUAUCGGAAAUCGAAGGCCUCAGAGCGGCGGCUCAUGUCAUGCGAGUCAUUCCUAAAGCUGCAAACGAUAUGAUGGACGUUGGGAGAUUACAAGGUUUUGACGGUAAAAUAACGGCGCAGGGAAAACUCUUGUUACACGGCCCGCUUCUUGUAUCGGAAAUAUCAAACGUAACGAUGAGAGGAAGAGAAUGGCAAGUCUUUCUCUUUGAACAAAAUAUUAUCUUCAGCGAAACUGUCGGCAAGAAAACGCAAUUCACCAAUCCUGUCUAUAUAUAUAAAGCACAUAUUCAGGUAAACAAUAUGAGUCUCGAAGAUUCGAACGACGAUCCAGACAAAUUUAUCAUCCGAUCGACGGAUCCCCGAAACCCUGGACUAGGAUUCUCUUGUAGCGUAGCUGAAGAAAGUAGUGGACCGCGCAGGCAGGAAUGGGUAGAUACCAUCACUGCCAUCCUGCAAACUCAGCGCGAUUUCCUGAAGGCGAUACAAUCACCGAUUGCCUAUCAGAAGGAACUUACCAAAGAUCCACUCCGUGCCACCAUCACCACCACCACUACCACCACGUCUGAAUCUGUGAUACGAACAACCAUGUCGGUUCCUCCGACGCUGAUAGUCUCCGAAUCAACGAACCGAGAUUACAAGAAUCAACAACCGCUGCAACGCUCGCAAACUGGGGGAUUGGAAUGCGUACAAUCACGUACGCCCAGUCCAACAAAGAGUAGGCUAAACUUCCUGGAAGGAUUUAAGAAUACUCUACGUACACGCUCGCCGAUUCGCAACAAUUCCAUCCCGGUCGUUCCAGGUGCACGUGUAAGAUUGGCUGCGGAUUGGGGAAAGUUACACGCUGGAGACGAGCUUAUUGUCUCUCACUUGGACGGUCCGGGCUUAGUGGUGUCCCCAAUAAAUACCAAAGACGAAUUGUGGAUCCCGGCAAGUCUUAUUCCGAACUCGGCAAUCAGCCGAUCAUGGUCGUUUCGACCACGGAAAAUUGAUCUCGCAAGAUGCCACGACGCUGAUCCCCGAGAGUCAACAAUAAUGUCCCCUGAUGACAAAACACCAGUUAUCCUAAAUAGUCCAAUGUCAAUUCGCGCAAUCGUCGGUGAAGUCGUUAGACUGUCUAUUGAGACACACAACACGGAUAAUGCGACUGUCGCCUGGAGGAAGGAGGGCGAGAAUCAAUAUAUAAGAGAGAAUGAUCGCUAUCAGUUCCAACGAAGCGCGGGCUUUGUAUACCUACAAAUCAAUGGUUGCCGAACUUCAGACUCCGGGAUAUAUCACUGUCACCUAAUAGGUGAAAGGGGUGUUACCUCCGCUGGAAUUUCUCUCUACAUCGUAGGCGGAAAGAGCAGCACCUCAGCACGCGUUUUAACAUGUUCAAAGGUGGAGAUCGAUUGGGACAGGCAAGAGAUCAGUGGUGCGUCAUGUAACAUAGAAUGCAGAAUUUUACCGUCACAGCAAUGGGUGGUGAUAUCGAAACAAGUUAACGAGCCACCCGUUUUACUGGAUGUAUCAACAGAUGCUUCAUAUAGUUUUCGAGUGGUGGAUGACGAUGGGAGGACUACCUCACCAUCGAUCGUAGUGACCCUGUCGCGAUCAGAUGUAGAUGGUGGCGCGGAAUGGGAAGCCAAGCAAUUCAUCGGCAGAUAUUUGGAACUGGACGAGCUGGGUAAUGGUAGAUUCGGGACAGUUCGUCGUGCCAGAGACAAAGGUACCGGUCAAGAGGUGGCACUCAAGCAAAUUCCGCGACACAAGCAGUCGAGAUUACUGACACGCGCGGAAUACGACAUGCUAGCUUCAACUCAUCACGCUAACAUUGUCAGGGCGUUCGCCUUGUUCGAGAACGCACCUCGAUCUGGAGUGGACACCAUUGUCUUGGAAUUGGUUAGAGGUCCGACGUUAUUCGCACAUCUGAGUGAGAAAAAGGAAUAUACCGAAGCAAUGGCGACACGAUACACUUAUCAACUGUUAUCCGCGUUGCAUUGGUUGCAUUGUCGCAGCCGAGCGCAUCUGGAUAUAAAACCGGAGAACGUUUUGAUGGAUCAUGAGACGGACCAAGUGAAGGUAAUAGAUCUAGGGGAAGCAGUCAGAGCCCCCAUCAACGAGAUUGUGCCGCCUCCCGCCGAUUUGGAAUUUGCAGCACCGGAGUCGGUGUUAGGCAGACCAACCGGCACUUACACGGAUAUGUGGGCUGCCGGAGUUUUUAUUUAUGUUUUGCUAAGUGGAUUGUCGCCUUUUUUGGACGACUCUGUCGAGGAAACCACCGCUAACAUUCUUAAAUGCGAUUUCUGUUUUCCCGACGAAUAUUUCACGAUUAUAUCCGGCUAUGCAAAGGAACUCCUCGGGAGAAUGUUAUGCCUGCGUGGUGAGGAUCGAACGAACGCAGAGACCUGUCUUGGUUCGCCAUGGUUAAAAAUAUCAUCUGGUGCUACCAUACCGUCCACUAGAAUGGCCGCAUUUAUAGAGCGUCGUGCACACUGUUUUAAACUGCGUCAAGACCAUAAUGACAGUUUUCAUUCCUAAGAUUAAUAAUAUGCAGUGAGCAUGUUACUUAAAAUACAUAACAAAUUUACAUAUGUAAAUAGCAAAAUAUACUUAAAUGUUUAAUUGUUGA